GUCGGUAUGGCAAGGGGUAUAACUUUGGUUUUUAUUUGUGUGAUCUGGCAUACAGUUGUACCAUUGACAAAAUCCAUUGAUUGGUAUGAUGAUGAAACAGAUCACGAUGACGACAAUGAUGAUACAGAUGGUGAUGAUUACGAUGAACAGGAAAUAAUAAACCUGCUUACAGACUGGAUAUUUGAAGAUUCUACAGAAGAAGAUCCUUGUUCAACCAGUCCUUGUGAAAAUGAAGGCACCUGUGAAACAAUUGGCUCACAAUUCACAUGUCACUGCCAUCCCCUCUAUACAGGAAAGACAUGUCAGAUAGUGAACAAUCCCUGUCAGAAGAGAACGUGCCUGCAUGGAGAAUGUGUCCUUACAGAUACACCACCAUAUCACAAGUGCAAAUGUGACUACCCUUACAAGCCUCCGAACUGCAAACAACGAGUAUUCACCUGUUCAAGAAACCCCUGUAAAAAUGGAGGAGUUUGCAAAGUGGGACGAACAAGAAGAUCUUUCUCUUGCUUGUGUCCAAAGAAAUUCACAGGCAGAUUUUGUGAAAUAGAUGUAGAUGACUGUUAUGAAGAUAAUGGUGAAAACUACAGAGGCAAUGUUGAUAUAACAGAACAAGGGAAAACAUGUUUAUACUGGAGUUCUCACUUGCUUCUAAGGAAAAAUAUUAAUAUACUUGGAGACCAAGCUGAAGUAAACGGCCUUGGAGAUCACAGAUUUUGUAGAAAUCCUGACGAUGAUGUUAAACCUUGGUGCUUUUUCAAAGAACGCAAUGGAAAACUGAAAUGGGAUUUUUGUUCAAUCUCUCAAUGUGAGAGAGAUUAUACCACCAUGCCUGAGGUUGACAUAGUCACCGAGAGCAUUGCUGCAACAGAGCUCCCACAAACCUUUGAAAGCUGUGGCGAAGCAUUGAGUCCCAGGCAAAGUAUAAGUCGUAUCUAUGGUGGAAGGAAGACAUUGCUUGGCAGACACCCUUGGCAAGCAUCUUUACAACUAAAAUCUCAUGUAGGUAUUUAUGAAAAAGGACAUCUGUGUGGAGGGGCCUUGAUUACACCUUGCUGGGUUCUUACGGCAGCUCACUGCUUGGAAGCAAGCCUACAACCCAAGCAUUAUCAAAUAUUACUCGGGAAACAUAAUAUAGAAUACAUAGAACUCAAUGAACAACAGUUUGAUGUUGAGAGAAUCAUUGUACAUCCAAACUAUGAAGAGACAGACAGUGCCUUACACAAUGAUAUUGCCUUAAUAAAGUUGAAAAGUAUUGACGGAUGGUGUGCCAAUGAAACCAAAUAUGUCAAAACAGUAUGUUUACCAGUUAGCAAUCCACCUCUCAACUUGUCGUGCUACAUUUCAGGAUGGGGUGUAACAGAAUCAGGGAACAGUUCAGAUUAUUUAUUGGAUGCAUCUGUCAAGUUAAUCUCGCAACAAUCUUGUAACAGAGUGAGAUCUUACAAUGGUGUCAUUGAUGCAUCAAUGUUUUGUGCAGGAAAUUUAGAAAAAGGUGGAGUGGAUUCUUGCCAGGGAGACUCAGGAGGACCAUUGACCUGUUUGAAAGAUGGACGCUAUGAGAUCUAUGGAAUAGUGAGCUGGGGGGAUCACUGUGGAGUGAAGAACAAACCGGGUGUUUAUGCCCGUGUCACCACAUUCCUUAACUGGAUUCAAGGAAUAAUUAACUAGUUUUUAAUUUUUCAACUUGCAAAUAAAAUCAAAAUUAAAUUUAAUAGCUCAGCUAUAGUUUGUGUUACUUUCACU
Molecule: messenger RNA, 1743 nt
Organism: Hypanus sabinus (Atlantic stingray)
Lineage: Eukaryota; Metazoa; Chordata; Chondrichthyes; Myliobatiformes; Dasyatidae
Product: hyaluronan-binding protein 2-like
Exons: 13
Coding region: 7-1668 (553 amino acids)
Biological process (GO): proteolysis
Molecular function (GO): serine-type endopeptidase activity
Source: RefSeq, a predicted model, not a curated record